Molecule: messenger RNA, 405 nt
Organism: Prorocentrum cordatum
Lineage: Eukaryota; Dinophyceae; Prorocentrales; Prorocentraceae
Source: the annotation of a GenBank genome assembly
AUGACGUUCGCCCCGGUGCUUUGUGCCCACAGCAUAGUGCUGGGCUCGAUCCUUGCGUGGCGAAUUUACCAAGGAGACACUACUGAUACCAGCAGCGCAUUGGUCCGCAUUCUGUACGAGCACGUCUUCGGUGCAUUCCACGAUUUGGAGUUGAACGUUCCUACCUUCACUUUCGAUGUGACGUUCAUCACUACGCUUCCUCAGCACAUCAGUAAAGCCCUAUUUGGCUUUGAUCCGACUGAGUUCUUCGUUGCGUGCUCUGGCCUGGCAGCACUAAAUAUGAUAAUCUCAUGGAUCAAGCCGACCAUGUUGCUUACGAAUCACGUGGUCGAAAAGCUGGUCGGUAUAGCCGGCUUUGACACAUUGAGUGUUGCCGUUUUGUUUGAAGACGAAUAUUUUUGGUGA